AUGCAUUUCAGCAGGGCCGAGAAGAAGGAUCGUCAUGAUGGAGUCUGCUGGCGGCUAAAGGCAGAAAGCUGCUGAGAUUUGGGCUGAAUAACGCGUGAGACGUUCAUGUUCCUGCAGAGCGGAGCUUCACGGAGGAUUCGGACCGGUUCAUGAAAGACACCUAGGCCGCUUCGCUGCGGAGAUCCUCGGUUUAGCUGGUCAUCAUGGCGACGGACAUCGGCUCGCCACAGCGGUUCUUCCACAUGCCGCGCUUCCAGCACCAGGCGCCACGACAGGUGUUCUACAAGAGGCCAGACUUCGCCCAGCAGCAGGCCAUGCAGCAGCUCACCUUCGACGGCAAGCGCAUGAGGAAGGCAGUGAACCGCAAAACCAUCGACUACAACCCCUCCGUCAUCCGAUACCUGGAGAACCGGCUGUGGCAGCGCGACCACCGAGACUUCAGAGCGAUUCAGCCCGACGCCGGCUGCUACAACGACCUCGUCCCUCCUGUUGGCAUGCUGAAUAACCCCAUGAAUGCCGUCACGACAAAGUUCGUCCGAACCUCCACCAACAAAGUGAAGUGUCCGGUGUUCGUCAUCAGGUGGACUCCUGAAGGCCGCCGACUGGUGACCGGAGCCUCCAGUGGGGAGUUCACUCUGUGGAACGGACUCACCUUCAACUUUGAGACCAUCCUACAGGCCCACGACAGUCCUGUUCGGGCGAUGACGUGGUCUCAUAAUGACAUGUGGAUGCUGACAGCGGACCACGGCGGCUACGUUAAGUACUGGCAGUCCAACAUGAACAACGUCAAGAUGUUCCAGGCUCACAAGGAGGCCAUUAGAGAAGCCAGUUUCUCUCCGACUGAUAAUAAAUUCGCCACCUGCUCAGACGACGGAACUGUCAGGAUCUGGGACUUUCUGCGCUGCCAUGAGGAGAGGAUCCUGAGAGGCCACGGUGCUGACGUCAAGUGUGUCGACUGGCAUCCAACCAAAGGCCUGGUGGUGUCAGGCAGCAAGGACAGCCAGCAGCCAAUCAAAUUCUGGGACCCUAAGACGGGACAGAGUCUGGCGACGCUGUAAGUUAAUCAGGAAACUGAUUGUCCAUUUAUUAGCCCUCCAAUAAAUGCAAACACAACCACAUGUUCCUUCAUUGUGGUUCAUGAUUCUCUGCAACGUCAAGUCCUGCAGCUCUGUGGAACCAGAACAUGAAGGAGGAGACAGAACUCUGGACAUCUUCUGGACUCAGUUAGAAUGAUGGAUACCAGAGAGAAGAAAUGUUUGAUUACCUAUUUCACAAAAAAUGUGUAAAACCUGGAACCAUAAUGUUCCAGAUGUUAAACCCUGGAGCUCAUGUUGUCUCCUGGUCCUGCAGAUGUUGAAGUAUCUCCAUGUUCCAGACUUUCCUCUCUGUUCAUCAGCCGUAGAAAGAUGUUCCAC
Molecule: messenger RNA, 1415 nt
Organism: Stegastes partitus (bicolor damselfish)
Lineage: Eukaryota; Metazoa; Chordata; Actinopteri; Pomacentridae
Gene: wdr33
Product: WD repeat domain 33
Exons: 8
Coding region: 204-1058 (284 amino acids)
Biological process (GO): mRNA 3'-end processing
Cellular component (GO): mRNA cleavage and polyadenylation specificity factor complex
Molecular function (GO): protein binding
Source: RefSeq, a predicted model, not a curated record